UAUCGUGACAAUCCUCGAGAUUGUAUAUGCGAUUCCCGCUGAUAUGGGCUACUCUCGAUUCUUUGUCCAUCGCCGUUUUCACUGAGAACGUGAAAGGGUCGGCUUCGUCGUAUAACAAAUUCGCUUCGUACGUCCCUGCUGAGCAGAGGUACCCGGAAGCAACGAGUGAUGGACUUCCUAUCAAAGUGCCUCUGUCGAGACAAGUUUCUCAUGCGGGGUCACUCUGUUACGGUAAUCACUCCAUGGACAUUUCUGGCCAGACUUCUAUCGCGCUCUCGGAAUUCAAAGUCGUCUACAAGAAGCCGGAUCCUUUCAGCUCUAAUGGGGCGAACUCGAUUCAAGUCAACUCUGUUGGUGGUCGGAUAGAAACUACAGCAGUUGUUACCGACCUUGAGGAAGAUCCUAGGAAGCUGUCCUAUGUGCUGGAGCCUUUGAUUGACGUUGCGAAUACGCAGUAUUUCGGCCCUAUCCAGAUCGGGACACCUCCGCAAACUGCAACGGUCAUUUUCGAUACCGGAAGUGCUGAUAUGUGGGUACCAAACUCGAGAUUCCAUCCAUCGAAUUCUACUACAUUCGUGCCCAGUGCAAGUAACAGCUUUCGACGGCUGACAUAUGGUGUGGGUUCGGUGCAAGGUCGUAUGGGGUCGGAUCGUGUAUGUUUUGGAGCUGUCAAGAACGAUCCCAGUAGUGACAUGGUGUCACCCCCUCCAAGGAAUCUGCCCCUUUGUAUUCCGCAUCAGAAUCUGGUAGUCUCGGAGACUAGUAAAGAUCUCGAAGGAGGUUUAUACGAUGGCGUAAUGGGAUUAGGUUUCUCUGCUCUGAGUACUACUGGGACGACAGCUCUGGAAAAUAUCAUCAGUCGCCUUGCAGAACCAGUCCUAGCGUUUUCCUUGAUUGAGGACCCUAUCGCUGCAGCGACGAUGGGCAGUUCGAUCACUUUCGGCGGCUUAGAUGGAGCCAUGUAUCGUCCUGAUACUCUCACGUGGACCCCUCUGGUUGGCCACGUUUACUGGGCUAUGGAGACCGUGUUGGAGGUACUAGAAGAAAAAACACACGAAAAAGAUGGACUUGCCGGGGACGGCGGUGGUGCUGUGAGCGAAGAUGGAAAGAAUGAUGCUAACGAUGAUAUUGGGGCAUUUCCAAGGCAGUUGUUCAUCCAGAGACAGGCAGUAGUGCUGGACUCGGGCACGUCGUAUCUGCUGGUGCCAAGGCCUGACUUUGUGAAAUUCCUGUCGGCGCUGCUUCCCUCUGAUAAACUGGCUGAAUGCUCAGCUCUGAAGCCUAGCAACCUACUGAUAUGCCCAUGCCAGCUGCAGAGGUAUGCGCGGAAGAUCAAUGUACGUGUUGUGUGUAUUAUCGAUUCUCACUGCCCUCGAACACAGGUUUUGGUCGCUAACAGGCAGUUUCCGAUAUUCCCGGCUGAUUACUUCACCGGACCGGCACUGUCUGGUGGGCAAUGUGUCCUGGAGGUUCAGAUGGGCCACGACACGUCUCCAUGGGUAUUUGGUGACACGUUUAUGAAGAAGUUCUACACUGUAUUCGAUGUUGGCCAUUCUCGCAUAGGUUUGGCCGACCGUCUGCAUGUUCCGGAGCACUCAGCCUCACGUAUGGUCGUCAACUCGCCUCUUUUACCCCAGGAGCAAGACGCUCACGGUUUCCGAGAGACCGAACUCGGAGCCCUUGUGGCAGUAGCCCUGGUGACGCUACUGUGUUUUAUGGCGGCCACUUCUACGUCGGUGAGAAGGGCUUUGUCCUGGGUGUAUCGCCGAGAGCCCUCCCCGGCCCGGCGUGGACCAACUGCUGGGGGCUGCUGGCCUUUCUCUACUCCCAAGCGACGAUCGGAUUCGAGGCGGAGUCGUGUGCAGGGAAGCGCCCCACUCAGGUUCCAUCCUGAGUCCUAUGAUGUUGCUCGAAUGCCGAACCUGACAACCCCACUUAUCACUCGGGAACAGCAUCGUGCUCACCGUGGAUAUCGCGCGCCCCAGAGGGGUCAUGGGGAGCCGGCUCGUCCUACUCCUACUACUACUACCACAUUGCCUCCUGCUACUACGUACUACUUCUACUAUCAAGUCUAGCUACAUUGAUUUAUCUCCUCGUCGAAGCGAGUAUUCGAUAGUUUUAUGUUUUCUCCCUCAUUCGUCCACAACUGCUCUCAUUGUGUGUACUCAGCCUCGUGAUUGACUUAUUGUUGAUCGAAUCGCUCGGAAACUGUACUAUUAACGAUCUCUCGAGAUGCUUUUGACAUGUCACAUGGGCCACCUUUCAGUGAUAGUUUCAGGUCUUGUAAUAUCUUUGGCUUGGAGCUGUGGUGCGUGGUCGAGACAUUUCUUCUCGCUAGCUUUUAGCAUACUUGACUUGUGGUAUGUGCUGGAAGUGCGUCCGCUACUACUACCAAAAUAAGACUGAAAUAAGCACACAAUCGCUCCGCCAAAGUGAGCGAUUACCCUCCCAUCAGUCAUCUUUCUAUA
Messenger RNA from Perkinsus marinus ATCC 50983, 2468 nucleotides. RefSeq lists its product as hypothetical. Gene Ontology annotation, molecular function: aspartic-type endopeptidase activity. Gene Ontology annotation, biological process: proteolysis. NCBI's taxonomy places the organism in Eukaryota, Perkinsozoa, Perkinsida, Perkinsidae. The record is from RefSeq and is a predicted model, not a curated record. The transcript is spliced from 19 exons. The coding region runs from base 27 to 2075 and encodes 682 amino acids.